ACUUUAAAAAAAAAAAAGAGAGGAGGGUGACCGGAAACCCUCCUCUCUCGAAACCGAAACCCUAUCAACACAAGACUCUUAUCUCUUUAUCUUCUUUUCCCCAGCCACAGAACAACAAUAUUUACAAGAGGAGGGUGACCGGAAGUUGCGAAUGGAUCAAAGCUCAGUUGGGUCGGAUCCAAGAAGAAACCCGAUGACUCUCUACCAUACACGAGGUGAACCCACGGCGGAGCUUCUCUUCCUCUGAAGCGGAGACGGAGAAGACAGAGGAAGAGGACGAUGGUGGUGAAGAUAUAUGAUGGUGUGCGACAUUCAAUACCACCACCAAAAGCUCGGUACUUUCUCCUCUUAGUUCUUUCUUAGGGUUUCGAUUUGGGAGAUUUUCAGGUUUGGGUUUCGAGUUGUCUUGACAAUCUGUUUAUGUGUCUAGGGUUUUGAUUUUGGUUGACUAUUUGUUUCUGUAUCAAGAGUCUCGAUUAUGACUAUCUUGACAAUUUAUUCCUGUCUUGAGUCUCUGUCUUUUAUAUCUGAUUAAUCUUCUCUCUGGUCUUCACUAUCUGGUUUAUCUUGUAUCUGAUUUAUCUUGUCCCUGGUCUUGAUUAUCUUAUUUAUCUUGUCUCUAAUUUAUCUCGUCUCUAAUUUAUCUCGUCUCUGUGUUAUUGUCUUGUAAUAUUAGCUAGUUUAUAUUGUUAAUAGUCUCUGUGUUACGAUUUUCUCUCUGUUUGUGAUGGUUCUUUGUGUUGUGAGUCAGGUGGAGGAGGAGAGAGCUCGGAGACAGUGUCUGAGAGUGAUGAUAUGUUGUUGUAUAGAGGUUUUAAAAAGAAGGACGAGGAUUGGUGCGGCGGCUGCGGUGACUGCAUCAGGAAAGAUGCCUCUAUGCAUCUAACUUUGCAAGAUCAUCAGCUUCUGGUGCCGCCUCUAAGAGUUGGAUCACUGGACUCUUGGCUCUUCCUGCUGCAGGAGGUUUUUUCUGCUGAGAUGGAACACACUUUCAUUGCGAUCAAGCCUGAUGGAGUGCAGCGAGGACUGGAAUUCAAGCUUGUUGGUAUCAAGGUCGUUGUUCCUUCCAAGGAUUUUGUACAGAAGCAUUACCAUGAUCUCAAGGAAAGACCUUUCUUCAAUGCCUCGUGUGACUUCCUUAGCUCUGGUCCUGUUAUCGCCAUGGUAUGGGAAGGAGAAGGUGUGAUCAGAUACGGACGUAAACUGAUUGGAGCCACCGAUCCUCAGAAAUCUGAGCCUGGGACUAUCCGAGGAGAUCUUGCUGUUGUUGUUGGGAGGAACAUAAUCCAUGGAAGUGAUGGACCAGCGACUGCAAAAGAUGAGAUCAAUCUGUGGUUUAAGCCUCAAAAACUCGUCUCUUACACCAACAACGCUGAGAAGUGGAUCUAUGGCGACAACUAAACACCCUCUUUCUCUCUUCUUUUGACAUCCAAUAAAAUUGUUCUUGUUCCUUUACCCCAAACAAUAAAACAAAAAACAGGUAUUACGCAUACAAACACAUUCCCGGUUUUGUGUUUUCUCGGUGAAC
Molecule: messenger RNA, 1528 nt
Organism: Eruca vesicaria subsp. sativa (arugula)
Lineage: Eukaryota; Viridiplantae; Streptophyta; Magnoliopsida; Brassicales; Brassicaceae
Source: the annotation of a GenBank genome assembly